Messenger RNA from Branchiostoma belcheri (Belcher's lancelet), 1734 nucleotides. RefSeq lists its product as uncharacterized. The transcript has 5 exons. Bases 203 to 1087 code for a protein of 294 amino acids. Lineage: Eukaryota; Metazoa; Chordata; Leptocardii; Amphioxiformes; Branchiostomatidae. The record is from RefSeq and is a predicted model, not a curated record.
GCCGAGUCCCAGAGUUGACUCCAAGUGUCUAAUUUAUCUUUCGCACCAAGGAGGUUUCAGUGAAGAUAGUCUAUGUGUGGUAAAAUUUCCUUGGGUACAGGCUGGCCCUGAGCCAAGAAGCUGGCCUUCAUGUCGCCUUAGCAACAAGCUGGCUACAAUUGGCGUGAUUGGUUCCGUACGGGCACUUCACUUUUGUGCGAACAUGGACGGCUCGGCUCGCGUGGUUUUGGUGCUGUGCACCGCUGUGUGGACGCUUCCCGCCUCAGCUGAAGGGGCUGCCAGCCUGUCGUCCCUCGGCCUCCCCCUACCCGACAUCCCGACAGGGUACGUGUACAAGAACGGUAACCCGCUGGCGCCCAUUCAAGUCGAGAUGUUCGGUGACCUGGUCUGUCCAGACUUCAGGAACGCUUUCCCCGUCUUAAAGGAAGUAGCGGACUGGUACGGACCGAACCUUUUGUGUCUGAAGAUCCACCUCUUCCCGCUGCCGUACCACAAGUACGCCUUCUUGACUCACCAGGUUCUACAUAUUAUUGAGCCCUACGUCGGCAUCAACGGUACGUUUGACUACAUGGACCGCGUCCUGGCUGACCUGGAGAAGUUUUCUGGGGCUGUUAUGAACAGGACGGAGGGACAGGUGUACAAUGAGCUGUUGAGUAUUGUCCAGACUCUCGGAGUGACCGCUGACCAGUACUGGACAGGGCUGGACGAGAGACCCCCAAACUACAGAGCAAGGAUUGAGUUUAAAUACGCCUGUCACCGGGGCGUGGCCGCAACGCCCACAUAUUUCGUCAACGGCAUCAUGGUAAACCCAGUCCCGGCAUCAGCGGGCGGAGAGUUCGGCCUGGACCAAUGGAAAGAGGCGUUAGACCCGAUGUUGGGCACUGAAGAACAGAAACAAGAGAAGGAACAGUUGGCGGCUGACGGUUUCAGCUAUGGCACCUGUCCCACUAAGACCGCCCAGGCCCAGGGGACGUGCCCCGGUAUCACCGACGGGACCAGUGCGGGAACAAAUCCAUCCCCCGUGUCUACUACUGUAUUAACCCUGUUAGCUGUUUUCUCACUGAGUGGGGCAUAUACAUGUAUGUGAACUAUAGUGUAAGACAAAAAAACAUAAAUGUUCCCCUUCAAAACAAAUGUUGAAAAUUGUAUUGUUCUUUCCCCAGUUUGAAGACGCUUUGUUGAAUCACAAUCACUUUUUUGAUGGGCUGAGUGCACAUGGCUUAAUUCCUGGGAAAGUCCAAUACGAAAACAAGUCUACGCCUUCCAAUAGUUAAUCAUUGAUCAAGGUUCAGUAAUGUACACUCUCAAGUCCUAUUUACAGUUUGUGUACAUACGCUAUACUCCUGGUUUCGGCAAAGCUGUACAUUCUUUGAAGUAUCGAUAUCGAGAAUUAGUAGUAUAGCAUGCAAAGAUAGACCUGUAGGCAUUGCAUUGAUCCAUUGGAAUAAAAAAGACUACGUCACACACAACGCCACAGUACAAGUAAGUGGUACACGUGUACCUCAGAAGUGUGACUAAGCCCUAUCCGUUUUCAUCUCUGUCAUUUACUAACCAUUGUUUGAGGUGUCUAGUACUAGUAGCCUUAUUCUACUGACAGCAUAUGCAUUAGUCUUACAUUUCCCAUAUCAGCGCGUGUGUAUGUUAGCACAUGCAAAACAAAAUGUACACCAUAUAAAAUUGGAAACACAGUGUAAUAUGAUAUACACAAUUCGUAAUUUGCUAUACACAAUUCAU